GAUUGGGCGGAACCUGCCGUCGUUCGGCCCGCCGGAGAAAGGAGUCCCCUGGCCGCGGUCGCGCUCAGGCGCGGGGGCGCGCAACCGAGAGGGAGAGAGAUUGGCGGUCGGUUAAGCGCCGCUUGGAGCUUCGCCUCCUUUCCCGAGACCGGCGCCGGCGGUGUGGAGGUAGGAACCGACCGCGGAGGAGAAGGAGGAGCCAGAGCCCCAGCCCACGCCACUCCAUCUGCGGCGCUGGGGAAGAGCUGCUCGGCGUCAGUCUCCCACGAUCCUGCCCCUUCGCUCGGAGAGCACGAUGCCCGGGAUCGUGCGGUGACACCCGGAGCUUUGCGCUCCCCUACCCGGCAGGGUUUCCAAACUGCUGUUUCAAACCAUCACCUCAUGGACACCUUACCUCACACACUUGAAGUAGGGGCUCUCCAAAGUUUGUUAGAUGGGUCCUCUGAGGAACCGCCAGAAUUGCUAGCUCUUCUUCCUUUCUCUGAGUAAUGACUCUUUACUAAAGGACCUUUACAAGCAAGAUCUCUACUGGGGAAAAAAAAAGAACUGAUCCAAUUUACCAUAUAAUGGGCACCUCGAACGAAGAAAUGGUCUCCACGGAACAAAACCUGAACCCACUCUGCUUUGAAUGUGGCCAGCAGCAUUGGACAAGAGAGAACCACUUGUACAAUUAUCAAAAUGAGGUGGACGAUGAUUUGGUUUGCCAUAUUUGCCUUCAACCCUUGCUACAGCCAUUAGACACGCCUUGUGGUCACACAUUCUGCUAUAAGUGCCUACGAAACUUUUUGCAAGAGAAGGACUUCUGUCCCUUAGACCGCAAAAGGCUGCAUUUUAAACUGUGCAAAAAAUCUAGCAUCCUUGUUCACAAACUGCUUGACAAGCUCUUGGUGCUGUGUCCCUUUUCUUCAGUAUGCGAAGAGGUAAUGCAGAGAUGUGAUCUGGAAGCACACCUGAAAAACAGAACAGCAGCUUUCAUGCAGAAAAGAUGGUGGGAAAACUUCCAGAAAUGCAAAAUCCUUGACCUAAAUGUAGUCAUGCUGAUUAUUGCAGGAACAGACAGAGAAACUGGGAAAUGGGAGCCAAAAAGGGUGAAUAACUUUGACAUCAGUAACGUGUCUCACAACCAUGCCAGGGCCAUCCUUUCCCAGCCCUGUACAUCACUGCAUCUCACUGUCCUCCGAGAGAGACGAUUCGUAAGCCGAACACACAAUCAUAGUGAUAGCCCUCCCCAGAGAGAGGAUAGCUUCCAUCUGACCUUACACAAGCGAGACUCCAGUGAACAGCUUGGCAUUAAGCUGGUGCGCAGAACAGAUGAGCCAGGAGUAUUUAUUCUUGACCUGCUGGAAGGGGGGUUGGCUGCUCAGGAUGGCCGGCUCUGUAGCAACGACAAGGUGUUGGCUAUCAAUGGGCAUGACCUGAAGCACGGCACACCUGAACUGGCUGCUCAUAUUAUCCAGGCCAGUGGCGAGAGGGUGAACUUAACCAUUUCCAGGCCUACCAAGUCCCAAAUUGUAAGCAUUCUGAGAGAUGGAGGAACCCAUCUUACCAGUCAUCUUCAAUCCUAUCAGCUAUAUCACAGCAACAGGCCAAGCCCACAUAAGGACCUCUCACAAUGUGUGACCUGCCAAGAGAAGCAUAUCACAGUGAAGAAGGAGCCACACGAGUCCCUUGGCAUGACAGUAGCAGGAGGUCGAGGCAGCAAAAGUGGGGAAUUGCCAAUAUUUGUUACAAGUGUACAACCUCAUGGCUGUUUGGCAAGAGAUGGCAGGAUCAAAAGAGGUGACGUGUUGAUGAAUAUUAAUGGCAUUGAUCUGACCAAUCUGAGUCACAGCGAAGCUGUGGCUAUGCUCAAAGCCAGUGCUGCUUCCUCGGUCGUUGCUCUAAAGGCUCUAGAGGUCCAGAUUGCAGAAGAGCAGCCCCAGGCAAAUGAUGAGCAGCCGAGCACCAUCAGUGAGAAUGAAUAUGAUGCUAGCUGGUCGCCAUCUUGGGUCAUGUGGUUAGGACUUCCAAGCUGCCUACAUAGUUACCAUGACGUUGUGCUGAGAAGGAGCAAUCUAGCCAGCUGGGGAUUUAGCAUUGUUGGUGGCUACGAGGAAAAUCACACAAACCAGCAUUUCUUCAUUAAAACAAUUGUUAUAGGAACACCAGCAUAUUUUGAUGGAAGACUCAAAUGUGGUGAUAUGAUUGUUGCUGUCAAUGGACUUUCAACCAUGGGUAUGAGCCAUUCAGCGCUGGUUCCUAUGUUAAAGGAACAGAGAAAUAAAGUAACCUUGACUGUUAUCUGCUGGCCAGGAAGUCUUGUAUAACAUGCAAAGAACAUAUACAUUGGUUGAAGCAGCUUUUUUUUUUAAUAGCUGGCUCAACUUUUUCAGGCAAAGCUGUGUUUUUUCCCCUUUUCUACUAAUGCAGCUGGUAAUAAGCUGGGCCAAAAAAUUGCUACCUUCAAAUCUGACAAAUGUGUCUGAAGAGCGGGGUGCGUGGGGAAGGAAGAUUUUUAACUGUACUGUGGUGUUCUUCUCAUCCUAAAGAAGCCAUUCCUAUCAAGUUUUCUUUAUUAUUAUUUUAUUUCCCAUCAUUAUGUCAUUGCAGUAUCCAUGUUCAUAUACUUCAGUUUCUUGGUUGGCUUAAGGAGAUCAGCCUAUUCCAACUAUUGUAGUGAGAACAGGAUUGCACCUAGUUUGGGUGCCAACAUGCUGGCAUGUUAGCUACCUGCUAGGCUGAUCUCCGCAUUGUUAAAUACAGGUGCAAAUGUAUAACCUGAAGACAGCAGGUUAACAACAAGGGACAUGUAAGGCCUUCUACAUAAGUGAUGGUUAUUCUGUAAGGUGUUUCCUAUUGCUCACGGAAGGCACACCUGGAACCCUCCGUUUCAAUUGUUAAAAUGUGUUGCUGCGUUAACAUUUAGUAGAUUAACUUCGACAUAUUUUUUCCUACAUUUCAGUAUUCUUCUGUUUACAUGAGCCUGAGCCAUUGUUUCUGCUAUGACUGCCACAUAGAAGCUGCAGGAAGUAACUCCAUGUAGCACAUGCUCCAUAUAAUAGUCUUAACCCAUAAGAAGGCCCACUGUCCCAAGGUUACAAUUGGUUUUCUAUCAUCACAUGCAUUGGAUGGCAGGGAGUGGUGGAAAGAAAGAAAAUGGUUGUCAGCCUUUGUCCGAAAAAAGUAUUUAUGGCAUCAUAAUUAUAAUAUACCAAUUUGUCCCUGGCUACAUGUAAUCAGCAAGCCCAUGUUUCAUGUGAAGCAUGACAGCAGCUUGUAAGAACCUCUGGUAGCAUAAAUAGUUGCCCCAAGGCUGAAACUGCAUCAGUAUUAUUAUCUAAGGCAUGCACUGAUGCAUGAUCAACCUAUGAAAGCAGAAUUGGAUGCAGAGCAGUGCUUUGCUUAUAGGCAGGUAUCUUUUGUGACAAUUCCAAAUCCUGUAAUCUGAAUAAAUUAUGAGAACUUGCCAUUAUGUCUGCAUUUUCUGUUUUGCAUAAUUUAUUCCUCCAUUAAGUCUUCAUUGUGUAUUUUGCAUUAUCAUUGGACAAGGCAUGGGGUACAAUGGAGCUUCUUGCCACAGGAAGCUUGGCUCACCCAUUCACUGACUUUCAAGAUUCAUAAAAUAAUAGGGCAGGAAGGGACCUUGGUCUUCUAGGCUAACUAUAAUGAAUAACCAGCCAUUGUUCUAGAGAUGGAACCCUCACAACUCCAGAAUGCCACUGCUUAAUAGCUGUUAUCGUCAGGAUAUUCUUCCUAAUUUUAAAUGUGGAUCUCUCUUUGUGAAGCUUCCACCUUUUAGUUCUUGUCCUAUCUUCUGACACUAUGAAGAAUAAAUGUACAUCCUCUUCCCUAUGUUAGCCCUUCUGGCAUUGUAAAGUUUUAUGUCUCCCCUUAGCCGUAACUUCUUUAGGGUAAACAUCCCCUGUCCUUUUAAUUGUUCUUGAUGGGAUUUAAUUGCCAAACCCCUCAUCAUCUCUUGUUCUUCUCUGCCUUCUUUCCAAUUCCUGUACUGUGGCAGCCAAUCCCAGAUAUAUUAUUUUAGUUGUAAUCUGAGCAGGCCGGUGCAUGGUAGAAUUGUCAUUCCCCACAAUCUCAGGAUUAUACCUCUGUUAACGCAGCCUAAGGUGGCAUUGGCUUUUGGGGCAGUUGCAAUACAUUGUUGGCUCUUACUUAAGCUGUGAUCUACCAGGACACCCAGAUCCUUCUCGCCAAUACUACUUUCAAAACAAAUACCACCAGUAUUGUACUUGUGCAUCUGGUUUCUUUCCACCUUAAUUGCAGAACCUUACAUUUCUGACCAUUGAACUGAAUUUCAUUGAAAGGGCUCAAUAUGCAAAUCAAUCAAUAUCCUUUGAGCUGGUCUUCUAAUGUAUUACCAAUCUCUCCUCUCAGCUUUGUGUCAUCUGCAAAUCUGCUUAGCAUCCGUUCUAUAGCUUGCAUAAAUCAUUUAUAACAAUGCUGAAGAAUGCUGGGUCCAAUAUAGAAUUCUGAAGUAUCCGCUCCUCUUGAUCUACUAAAAAUCAUGAAUUGGUUACUAUUGUUCAACCAACAGAGAAUCCAUCUGCUAAUACGACCAGCCAUUCCAGAACAGUUUAUGUAAAAGAAAGCUAUGGUCAAUUUUAUUAGACUAGGCAGCAUAUUUCUUCAACCAUAAGGUCCAGAUUUUUUUUAAAGUGAAAGAUUGGAAUGAUAAGUGAAAGUGGAGGUACAAAGUAUACAAUGACUCUUCAUGAAGUGUACACAAUUGUUAGAGUAGAUACAAUAUAAAUUCUUUCAAAAGAGUGAUGCUUUAAUGAAAAUCUGCCACUUCUAUAUAUAACUUUAUUUGCCUAUUACAGUUCUUGGUCAUCUAGGCCCUGCCAGUUCUCUCUUUCACUAAGGAGAUUUUAGAUUUAAGAAAUCUAGCAAAUUAAGUUGUGUGUGAUUUAGUCCCUUUCAAAGGAGCAAAAAAUUAUGUGUGUCUCAAUAUUCCUAAUCCCUACAAAAUUUAUUUGAAUUUCUUUCCAUCCUGACUAUGUUCACUGAGUAGGACCAAAGCCUACUUAAAAAAAAAAAAAAGAACUGCAAUAAUUGGAUUGGUUUUUUUAAAUAUUUCAUGUGUAAAGGGGGUUGUACCCUUCAAUAAAAUGUAAUGUUGGUAUGAUAACAGUGCUGGCAACAGUAACAAAAAUUAAUUGGGGGUGACAUUAGUUUAAUCUGCAAUAUUAAUAUGCAUUGAUAAUUGCUGUCCAAAGUGAAUGUUUUGCUAUGUAACAAAAUGUUUUUCUAAAAACCAUUUUUACAUUUUAUACUGCAGCUAACUGUAGCUUUCUUGUGUGUCUUAUAUGCAAAAGCUGAGAAAUAAUUUAGAAAAGGGAAAAAACUAUUGCUAGGAGUGCUAUGUUAUAAUUUCAGGAAGUCUAAUGGGGAGAAGGAACCCAACACCCAUAACUGGGAGAAAGAAUGGUAUUUUCCCUCGUUAUUUUGUCUCCUGAUAAAAGCCCAGAUGCCUUUACCUAAAAUGCUGAAACAACCUACAUUGUUUAUGGAGUCGUUUCCUUAAUUAUUUAUCUUCUCUGAGCUGAGGACAGCUAGUUUGUUUUAUACACAGAUUCACACUUACAUUCUAAGACAAACUUUUAUCAGAGGUAGAUCACAGUUGGACAAUAUGGACAUCCUUUUGUAAAGCACUCAGCGUUGGCUUUCAAAUGAAUCCAGAUUUCCUCUGCAAAAGUUAUUUGGCCUACUUGAAAGUAGUCUAAUUCAUAAUGGUUAAGUACGUUUAGAAUGAUCUGUGUAUUAUAAUGCUAGUAUUACUUAUCUGAGAAUGUAUUUUACCCUUACAUCUAUCUAAUAUGGGCAUGCAUUUUUCCUGCCUCCCUUCACUCCCUUCACAUGUUUGAAAUAUUCUAAUAUGGAAUAAUAUGGCAUGUCUUUUUGAGUUCUUUGCUCUAAAGAAAGCGGUAAGACUUUGAUUUAAAAAAACAACAACCAACACAACGAAUAUUUUAUUUCUGUCCUGUGCAAUGCAAAAUCUUUUGCUUUCACAUUGUAGAUCCAUACAGUAUUACCGGGUUUAAUAAUAUCCAUCAAGGAUAGGGAUUUAUUCAGCCCAGUCAAAACUGCAGUGAAAAUUCCCAUUUGUACACAGACCAAAGUCCAAAGAACUUCCUGGGGUUGCAUAAGGACUAUUGUAUCUCCAUGAUUUUUUUUCUAACUGUCUCUGAUGCUAUAUUGCAUGUUGCUUUUGGAAUUCUCUGUUUCAAAAGCAGUUGAUGUGAUGCAUAAGGAGGAGGUACUACCUUGCAAAACUUUUCACGUUCUAGUUCUAGUUAUUGCUACUAUGUAUGUAGCCUGCCAUAUUUGCUGUAAUAAAAUGGUCCACCUUCGUAAAGAAUCCCAUUGUGGAAUCCCUUGAAGGUGGGGAUACAUUUUGGGACCCAGCAGCCACAGAAAUCAGGAUUAGGACGAGAGAAAUAUGGCUGUGGAUAAGAGGAUAUCACUGUAAAAAAGCGAGCUGGCAUGAUGAGGUCAGUGUUGUACCACCAUUAUGGACACAUUGAAGAUGAAAAGAUUGAGGGCUAAGCCUUAAUGUUUGUACAAUAAUAAGCAAGAACAAGUUAACUGUUUUCCCUUCCUUGAGUGAAUGAUGGGGUAUAACUUUUCAGUUUUAACUUUGUAAACAAAGCACUGCAUUUUAUUGCAAGUUACC
Messenger RNA from Notechis scutatus (mainland tiger snake), 6670 nucleotides. Lineage: Eukaryota; Metazoa; Chordata; Lepidosauria; Squamata; Elapidae. The record is from RefSeq and is a predicted model, not a curated record.